Messenger RNA from Juglans microcarpa x Juglans regia, 2112 nucleotides. RefSeq names its product renalase. The transcript has 9 exons. NCBI's taxonomy places the organism in Eukaryota, Viridiplantae, Streptophyta, Magnoliopsida, Fagales, Juglandaceae. Bases 75 to 1550 code for a protein of 491 amino acids. The record is from RefSeq and is a predicted model, not a curated record.
CACGUGCAUUCUUCCCCAAAAACCAUAUUAUCCUCUUCCAAGUUUCUCUGCUCUCUCCUCUCCCUCCAAAAACCAUGUACGCGUCCAUUCCUUCUUUCUCUUCCUCUUCCCUUGUGUCCCGAGCCCUCAAACCCCCAAAGCCCUCAUCCCACUGCUUAUCGUUCAAAACCCUAACGCUAACCUGUACAUCACAACCCAAACCCAAGAAAAGAGCCACCACGAAUGCCCCGAAACCCACCUCCAAAAGCAAUAGAAAGCCGUCAUAUGGUACCUCCAGAAGGUCUGUUCUCAAGAAAACAUUCAACCAGGAGCAAGUUAUGUUCUCCGCUCCGGUCUCCAAUGACCCGGUCGUGGCGAUAAUCGGCGGAGGGAUGGCGGGUUUGAUAUGUGCCUUGAGUUUGGAGAAGAGAGGGGUUCGGUCCACGGUUUUCGACACGGGGAUUCAUGGUUUGGGAGGAAGAAUGGGAACCAGAAUAAUAGAUCCGUGGCCGUUAAUAUUUGACCAUGCGGCUCAGUUCUUUACUGUAAAUGAUUCUCGGUUUGCUGAGUUGGUGGAUUGCUGGUUGGAGAAAGGUCUGAUUGAAGAGUGGCAGGGUAUUAUUGGGGAGCUUGACGUGGGUGGUCUGUUUUCUCCAUUUCCUUCUUCUCUUAGAAGAUAUGUAGGUGUUAAUGGCAUGCGCCCCCUUGCUGACUCAUUACUAUCUGAGACUUGUUUGGUUAAUGUGGUGAGACCUUGCUGGAUAAGUAAACUUGAGCCAUUUAAUGGAAUGUGGCACUUAAGUGAAAAUGGAAAACCUUGUGGAGAGUUUGAUGCGAUUGUUAUUGCACAUAAUGGAAAGUGUGCAAAUCGCUUGCUUGCGACCUCGGGCUUACCCUUAAUUGCAAGGCAGAUGAAGAGGCUGGAAUUAAGUUCUAUAUGGGCCCUCCUUGCAGCAUUUGAGGACCCUCUUCCUCUCCCAGGCGGUGCAGUUACAUCUUUUGAAGGAGCUUUUGUCAAAGGGGUUGAUUCUGUCUCUUGGAUGGCAAACAAUACAAAGAAACUUCUGCGCUCCCAAAGUAGUGGCCCUCACUGUUGGACCUUUCUUAGCACUGCAGCUUAUGGAAAGCGGAACAAGGUUCCACAGGAAAACAUCCCAACUGCCACAGCAGAGAAGGUGAAGGCAGGCAUGCUUGAGGGUGUUGAGGCUGCGCUGGGGUUAUCAAAAGGAUCACUUAAGAAACCACUUUAUACCCGUGUCCAACUAUGGGGUGCAGCUCUUCCCAUUAAUACACCUGGCAUCCCCUGCAUAUUUGAUCCUCAAGGGCGGGCUGGUAUAUGUGGCGAUUGGUUACUUGGUUCAAGUAUAGAGUCAGCAGCCUUGAGUGGUAUGAGUCUUGCCAAUCAUAUUGCAGAUUAUUUUCAAAGUGGUGGAGCUCAUCCUGAAGAGUUUGCUGUUGGUUUACAGAAUGAGUUUCAACCACUUGAAGGACAUGAUGUUGGACAGUUUCCAGGACUGGAGUCUGAAAAAAAACAGAUGAACGAGGCCCGGGCUUAUCAACUUGCCUCCUGAAGUUGUGUCAGCUUGAGAAUUAUUAUAGAUUUGCAGGCAGAAGAAGUUCAAGGCUCAGGUCAGCUUUCAGAAGACUUGCGAGGGAAGAUGAUGAUUAUGUUUAUGCUUACCCACCAUCUCCCAGAACAACAAAUUGUGAAUGCAGAUUUUGUGGUGGUUCUUCUGCCCAUCUAUCCAACAGAGCUUCGGAAGGUACACAUUUACUUGGCAUCUCUAACGCUACUGGUGGAUUGAAUUCUCAGCUCCAUGAAGGUUACUUGUGGGAAUCUAGAGUUCAGGUGGAGCUAUAAAGGUAUGUGCUUAGACCAGCACAACCUAAUAUGAAUCCCUAUAUUGAAAUAUCAAAAUUUCAAGCAUGAAAGCUGUUUAAACUCUUCAAUAAUCCAUUAGUUGGCAUUAAUACCUGUCCUUUGGAGGGAGGCUUCAGCAGAUGUGAUAAUAGUGUUGCAUUGUUUCAAAUUUUGCACUAUCAAGACUUUUGAGAUUUUUUCUUUGGUUAUGAUUCUCUUCAAUUUUGGUCUCUCAGUUCAAUGAAAGGGUUAUCUUAGUUGGGUGCUGCAAA